GCAAACGAUUUGAAGACGUGUUCCGACUCUAAUGUCGGAUCAAAUACGACCGCAAGAAGUGACUCAACGAUCGCUAAACAAUGCGUUAAUAAUAACAAUAACGUUAAGCACAUGAACUACUUUAUGACCGCAACCGAUGGCAACACAAGUCACACCACUUUCAGGGAUAAUAAUCGCGAGCACAGCGACCACUACCGCCGAAGACCACACUAUCGCUCACAUGAUUACUAUUACCACAACUCCAAUAGAUAUUCUGAUCGCAACCGAAGGCCAGAAAGUGUUCACAAAACAGAUAAUCGGUAUUCAAACGAUUACAGCAGAGAUUAUCGCAAUGAAAGACCUAAUCGUAUGGAUAAGGCAUACGAUGAAAGGAAACCGGAGAAGACUGAACACAGGAGUGAAUCCAAGACAGAACUCAAGACAGAUCUCAAGACAGCUCUCAAGACUGAAGCCAAGAGUAGUCUGAACUCAAAUGAAAGAACACAUAAUCAUUCAAAAACUUAUUACAAUUCAAGUCAUUAUAAAUCAUAUGAUCGGAACUCCGAUAGAAGAGUCCGAAGACCAGACGUAAGAUUGAGUGCCAAAAGUGGGAGCGAAUGUUCCUAUGACUAUCACAGAAGACGUGGUAAUGAGAGACACAAUGGUUCUGAUGAGCCAGAAGUGGAUAAAAGGGAAUCAGUUAGAAGUGAUCCAAACUGUGAUAACAACUCCAAAGGCAAUACCUCUUGUGAUUCUAUUGUGAGCGAAAAUUCUUCAGUCGACGAGUAUUUGCAGCAAAAAUUAGAUGAAAUAACAGCUCUUAAGAGUAUUUUCGAUGAAAACAUUCUAACAAUUGAUGAAAAAGAAAUGAAAGGAAGGUUUUUGGCGGAACCCGUUCUCAACGCCAACGGAAUGACAGUCUUCUACGAGAUAUAUAACGCCAGAACUGAUCACAAAAGUGAGAGCAAUACUGAAGAGUUUUUGGUUCAACACUUGCCUCCCAUUGAGUUGUAUUUUGAAUUACCAAAAGAGUAUCCUUUGAAAUCAAAUCCAAAGUUUUUGAUUUCUUGCAAAUGGAUGGAUAUCAUGAAAUUAGAAAUUAUUUGCUAUAAAUUGGAGAGUUUGUGGAAAGAGUCGAAAAUGGAAAUCCUUUUUACGUGGUUUUCAUUCUUACAAAACGAUGUCAUGGAUUACUUGAAGACCACUCGACUGGACAUCACUUUGCUUAGUAAUGUUAAACCCUUAAUGAUCACUAAAAGUGAAUCCAAAGCGUUGACCACAACUCUGUCCAAAGCAGUGGUUUCUAACAGAGAGAGACGAACGGUUGUCUUUAAACCCAGUCUAGACAAAGGCAACCGAACCCAUGAUAGAAGGGCUGUCUGUGAUCUAAUGGGUAGACAAUUGAUCACAUAUUUAAUUGAUUACAACGAACACAAACGUAAAGAGACAUUCAAUAAGAGUUACAUUACGUGUAAUAUCUGCUUUUCGCCACAUUUGGGCGAAGAUUGUGUUGUCUUUCCCUGUCUUCACAUAAACUGCAAGAAUUGUAUCGCAAACUAUUUCACGACUCUUAUCAAUGAGGGAACAGUGAAUCAAUUGAAAUGCCCGGAAACCGAGUGCCAGACAUCAGCGCCGCCUAAUGUGAUCCGCGAUCUCGUCUCCGAAGAGUUAUUCAAGAAAUACGACAAAAUAAUGUUAGAGACAUUGAUUGGGACGAUGUCUGACGUGUAUUACUGUCCCCGAAAGACGUGCGGCACUGUUGUGAUCGGCGACCCGGACUCGUCGUUAGCCCACUGUUCGGCCUGCGGUUACGCCUUCUGCAAGAACUGUAACUUCACAUAUCAUGGCUUCGAUCCGUGCAGUAAUAAAGAAAAAAUGGACUCGAUUCACGGCAAACAGCAUUUGAUGUCCAAACCGAUGGCCAACGGAUCCAAUGGGUCGCUAUCGUCGCCGUCGACGGGAACGGGCGGUCAGUCCUCAUCGGUGCCGGCGUUUGUGCUCCGACUGCCAGACCAUCAGAAAGAGUUGCAUCGAUUCAUUUCGGAACUCUUUGACAGUCAGACCCAUACGGAUGUGACCAUAGCUCUCGAUGACGGCCAGUAUAUCAAAGCGCAUAAACUAAUACUCUCUGCCUUCUCGUCAUACUUCCGGCAAGUGUUGGCCCGAAUCCCAAACCCGAGUCAGUAUCCGGUGAUUGUCGUGAAGGACAUGCACUACGAAGACGUCCGCUCUUUGAUUGAGUUUAUAUACAGGGGUUGUAUUACUGUUGCCAACCAUCGGCUCUCGCAGGUCCUCAAGUGUGCCAAACAGUUGAAGAUUAGAGGACUCUAUGAAACAAAUGAGGAAAAUAGUGAUGAAAAUAAUUUCGAUAAUUCAUUCACAAAUUGUAGGAAUAUUUCACAAACUGUUGAAACAAUUUCGUCAACGAAAGCGAAAGAGUUUCAAAGUUAUGAGAAAAAACUUGAGCCAAAGGAAGUGAUAGUUUUGGAUCGGAAUAAGAAUCUAAACGAAAACAAUGUGAGCCGAGAAUUUGCCAACAAUUGGCUCAAUAAGAACUCUGUUUGGAUACCAAGUCCUCCCAAAUUCCCGAUUUCUCCUUUGAAUCAAAUACAACAGCGAAAUGCACUCGACUUAACCAAACCAUUGGACAUGAAUAGAGCACAGAAUGGCUUAUCCGACAAUUGCCAUCCAAUUAGUUCAAUACCCGUUUCCAACGGUUAUCCGCACUUUGGUUCCCAUCCGAGUCUAUUUCGAUCCAUUUCUGUAGACGAGUGUCAACUCAAUAAGAAUAAGCAUUUAAUGAAUGGCUUUCACGACCACGAGAAGAGAGCGCCCUCUUCUCUCGACGGACACUUAGACGACAAUAACAACGAUAUGGACACCGAUUAUCGCAAAGAGAAGAAACGAUCGUUGAAUAUAUUCCAUGCGGCGAAGUAUAGGAACCGUAAGAAACAACAGUUGGAGACACUCUUCUCCGAAGAGAACGAACUCCAGAAGAAUAACUGUUUGGCGAAAAUACAGAUCGAGAAACUGGAGGCCACUAUACUUAGCCUCAUAUGGCAACAGACGAAACGCUCGUUCAGCGGCCAAACGGUGUUCACGUGUCCGGUGUGUGGGAACGUCCAGAACGAUGUGCCGAAGCUUAGGAGUCAUAUCAAUAUGUUGCACAACGACACCGAAGCACUCAUGAAGUUCUUGAUGCUCCAGAGGUCGCCUACCUUUACAAACAGUGUCAACAAUACCAAUAACAACAGCACAAACUCCCACAACAGCACAGCCAUGCAUACCAUUACAGCCGCGGCCACCGGCGCCCACAAUGGGCGACACCCGACCCCCUCUGUCAUUACAUUACCAUAUCAUCUCAAUACUAGCCAAUGAUUCGUUCAGUUUUCCUAAACGGGAUUUUAAUGUCAUAUCAAAAUAUAAUUACUGGAGAUUUAUAUAAUUACUAUUGAAAUUAAGUACAAUUUUUAACUAAGC
This is a messenger RNA of Medioppia subpectinata, 3459 nucleotides long. NCBI's taxonomy places the organism in Eukaryota, Metazoa, Arthropoda, Arachnida, Sarcoptiformes, Oppiidae. The record is from the annotation of a GenBank genome assembly.